AUGGAAGGUUGUCCUCGUCUAGCUGCGAUUGGUUUCGAUCCAAAAGUAUCGAUUGAAUCCGUUGAUCUAUGUGAAAAGAUUCCAAAUUAUAUCACAGCAAAUUAUCAAGAAAAUGGAAGUAAAUAUUCUCAUGAAUGUGAACAAAUGAAUCGUCUUCGACAAACUACCAUUAACUCUUCUGCUGAUGAAGCUGGUAUUCAAUUACUCAAACGAUAUUAUUGUCAAUUACAAUUGUUACGAAAUCGUUUUCCAAUGUUACCCGAUACGGAAUGUGCUGUUCGAUUUACAUGGGAAGAUGCUUUUCAAAAAGAAGAUAACACAUAUAAUGAUGUUCGAUUUGAAGAAGCAUGUAUUUUAUAUAAUCUUGGUGCAAUGUAUUCAAGGUUAGGUGCCAAUGAAUCGCGACGAACACACGAUAGUAUAAAAAAUGCUUGUACAUACUUUCGAUGUGCAGCUGCAUGUUUCGAAAAAGUGCGCGAUCAAUAUACGACAUAUACAUCUGAUUUAACUCCCGAUUUAUUAACAUGUCAAGUUCAUAUUCUUUUGGCACAAGCGCACGAAGCUGUACUUGAAAAGUCGUUACUUGAUCAACGAGCACCUUCUGUGAAUGCUCAUGUUGCAAUGCAAAUAUCGGAAUAUUAUCAAAUGGCACUUUUGAAUCUGAUGAAGCCAGGAAUUAAUUCGAUUGUAUCAAAAAGAUUCAAAGAAUGGCGUGUUUGUUUAACAUAUAAAUUGUCGUAUUAUUUUGCGUUAACAUAUUAUUGCUGUGGUUUAGUUGCUGAAGAAGGCAAAAAAUAUGGUCAUUCUGUAUGUUAUUAUGAUGCGGCUAUUGAGCGACUUAAAGAAGCUUGGAAAAAUGCAGAAAAAAUUUCAUCCGAUAAAGCAAAUAUAUUCAAAGAAACUCAUACAUUUGCGACUGAUGUUCUCAUGGGAAAACAAAAAGUUGCCAAACGUGAUAAUGAUAGUGUUUAUUUUGAAAAAGUACCAGCACUAUCAAGUCUACCAGCUGUUCAAGGAGCUAUCGUUGCUAAACCGCAACCUUUUGAUUGUCAUGAUCCGGAAGUAUGUGGACCAGAUAUUUUUCAAAAAUUAGUACCAUUGGAUGCACAUUUAGCUGCAUCAGAAUAUAGUGAAGAAAAAGCGAAACUUCUACGUGAAAUUAUUGAAUUAACAGAAAAUAAAAAUCGAGAACUUGAAGCGUUUAUGCUUUGUUUACAAUUGAAUCGUGUUCCAUUAAAUAAUGAAUAUCUUCGCUUACCACGUGAACUACUGGAUUGCUGUGCUGCUGUUGCAGCUCGUCCGAAUAUGACCAAAGAACUUGUUUCAGCCAUGCAGCAAUUGAAUAGUCAACAUCAUGAAGUAGCUGAACAAGUGAAUGAAUUCGAAGAGUCAUUAAAAACCUUGGAAGAAACAAAUGAUUCUAUAAAAUCCAAUAAAGAAUAUAAAGAUUUACAAUUAAAUUUGAAAAAUGUUCGUGAUAUGAUGAUAAAAGCAAAUGAAAGCAAUAUCGAAUUACAUCGACAUAUGACUAAUAAGGUUCAUCAUUUGAAAAUUCUCAUUUCACCGCUUGAACAAUUAGAAAAAACAUUGCCGAUUAUCAAUGAGCUUGAUGACGAAGCAAAUAAACCGAAAAUAGCUCGAUUGGCGUUAUUAAAUGAAAAAGUUGAAACAAUGAAAAAACAACGAGAGACUUUAUUAAAUGAUAUUCGUAAAAAUAUUCAUGAAGACGAUAUCACAAAACUUGUUCUUAUGCAAAGACAAGAGAAUCAUAAAGGUUUAUUUACGGAACAAGUUAAAAAGCACGAAGAACUUGUUAACAUCAUUAAACAAAAUUGUACAGCACAAGAUAAUAUUUUACAAGCAUUAACAGAAACUAAUGCAGAGAUUGCUGAUGUAAGAACAAAAAUGGGAACGACAUAUGAAAAUCGCAAUCGAUUGAUUCAAGAAUAUAUUGAUUCAUUUAAAUCAUUUGAAGAGACUCUAUCGAAAGCUAAUGAAGGAAUUGAAUUUUAUAAAAAGCAAAAUGCUAAAUUAAUAAAACUCAAUGACCGUCUAAUUGCAUUAAAAUCUCAAAAUCAACCUCAAAUGACACCAAAGUAUUCACUACAUCGUCAGCUCCCAUCGAAUAUACCGUUGCGUCACAGUCCAUCGCCUGCCUGGUCCAAUCAAGAUCUACAUGAAGAUGAUUUUUCAACAACUAGUCUUCCAUCGACUAUAUCGGAUCGUCCACGCCUUAAAGAUUAUUUAGCUGCUAUGAAGCCUGAUACAUGGGGUUCAAAUACAGGUCGAUCAUCAAAGCGGUCUUCUUCCAGACGUGACGAAAAUAUGUAUACGCCUCUACCGGGAUCAAAUAUCGGUGAUAGUAGUAAUUUUUAUGCAAAUCCAAACACACUACAAUCAUUGCCUACAUUCAAUCCACAUCAGUAUCAAGUGCAAUCGUCAAUUGCCCCUGAACAACCAACAAUGUCCUAUGUUCCUCCGCCAACACAAUCUCCAUCGUUUGCAACACAACAUCGAAUGUCCUAUCAACAACCGACACACAAUCAGUCACGCUCAAUGGACCCUAAUUCAAAUUUACCUCCACAGAAUUAUCGUGGUCAACCUCAAAUGACUUACAAUCCUCCUUCUACUCCUCCUGUACAACCAAUUGCUCAACAUCAACAAUUCUAUCCUUCACAACCUAACGCUCCAACCCAACAGACGUUUUAUCAACUACCACCGCCAUCAGCUCAAAUACAGCAGCCAGUUUAUCAGCCAUCACCUCCAGCACAACAACCCAUUUAUCAACCAUCUCCAGUGCAGCAGCCAGUUUAUCAGCAACAAGCUUAUCAGCCACUACCACCUCAGCAGCAAUCGUUCCAACCAUCGGUUCAACAGCCAGCUUAUCAGCCGGCAUCAUCAUUUCAGCAACCUAUGUAUCAGACAACAAACACUGCAUUUUAUAAUCAACCACCGGCACAACAUCAAAUGCCACAGUCAAUGACAAAUCAACAAUAUCCGCAGCAACCAACUUUACAACAGCCAAAUACUCAUCAAGCUCAGCCUUUCAAUGAUCCUACUCAUUCUACAAUACAUGCAGCGUAA
Rotaria socialis is the source of this 3084-nucleotide messenger RNA. The record is from the annotation of a GenBank genome assembly. Lineage: Eukaryota; Metazoa; Rotifera; Eurotatoria; Philodinida; Philodinidae.